CCUUAAACCAAAGCAGCUCACUGCAGCAGAGAUGAAGCGGAGUCUCGCUGGACUUUUCCUGUUUGUCCUUGGACUGAAUGCACAAAUAUAUAGGACAUAUGUUUACGUUUCCACUCCAUUGAACUGGACUCAAGCUUAUAAAUACUGUAAAACGUACUAUACAGACCUGUCCGCCAUAACUAGCCAGGAGCAAAAUCAGCAAAUGCUAGCAAGUUCAGGAGUAGGAUUCGAUAAAGCUUGGAUUGGUCUGCACAAAACAACUGGAAAACCAAACAGCUUGGCAUGGACUACUGAAGAAUCUUUUAUCUUCACUAAGUUAUACAAUAUUGACAAGGUUUACAGCUGCGCAUAUGCUACAGAGACGGAGUGGUAUAUGGCUUAUUGCCUAAAUGUGCUUCCUUUCUUUUGCCAUAUCGACUAUUAUUUGUGGCUUGUAACGGCAAACAUGGCUUGGGAAGAUGCCCUUGACUUCUGUAGGCAUUGGUACACUGAUUUGGCCAGUUCAACAGACCAGUAUCAGUGGGAAAUUCUGCAGGAUAGAAGCAAAGCUUCCACGACGGAAAGCGUGUGGACAGGAUUGCGUUUCCUGGAGGGAGAGUGGUACUGGGUGAGUAUCACUUUCACAUACAUCCCGUUUAGGACCUGGAUGCCAUCGUGCCCUGAAGAGCCGUACCGCUGUGGAGCUCUGAACAACCAAACAGCGCAGUGGGAGAUAAGAGACUGCGAGGAGAAGCUCAACUUCUUCUGUUACCAGCUAAAAUAGGUGAGAAGAGGAGGAAGUUCAGCUUUACACAGGUUUUCCAGCAGAUCAACACCAAAUAACUGUGGACAAGCUGCAACUUUUGUCAAUCAGACCAGAUUUGAAGAAUAUAUCAAUUGUUUCAUAAUUUGAAUGUUAUCAAACUUUUAA
This is a messenger RNA of Puntigrus tetrazona (Sumatra barb), 910 nucleotides long. Its product is annotated as L-selectin-like. The coding region runs from base 32 to 763 and encodes 243 amino acids. NCBI's taxonomy places the organism in Eukaryota, Metazoa, Chordata, Actinopteri, Cypriniformes, Cyprinidae. The transcript is spliced from 2 exons. The record is from RefSeq and is a predicted model, not a curated record.